Molecule: messenger RNA, 1223 nt
Organism: Cicer arietinum (chickpea)
Lineage: Eukaryota; Viridiplantae; Streptophyta; Magnoliopsida; Fabales; Fabaceae
Source: RefSeq, a predicted model, not a curated record
CUAGGGAGGGAGUACAGUACUAUCAUAUUAUAAUUGAAUUUUUGAUUUUGAUGAUUCCAUAAAGAAAGAGGAUUUUGAGAAAAAUGAAACGAGCCUUAUUACAUUCAGCUUCGUCUUCCUCCAAGGCUCGCGCUACUUCAGAUAAUAAAACAUGUGGCUCUGCUUGUUGGAUUGGUAAAGGACUCACCUGUGUUUGCUUCAAGCCUAAGGGAAUCUGUCAACCAAUCUGCAUUACUUUGACCCCUUUACAGGAGGAAAGACUUAGAAGAUUAAAACGCAGAAUGAAAGUUAACUUUGAUGCUUCCAAGCCUGAUCACCAGGAUGCUUUAAGAGCUCUUUGGUCAGCUUCAUUCCCUGGUGAAGAGCUCAAAGGCUUGAUUUCUGAUCAAUGGAAAGAAAUGGGAUGGCAAGGAAAAGAUCCAUCUACUGAUUUCAGAGGAGCUGGUUUUAUAUCCUUAGAGAACCUCCUAUUCUUUGCCAAGGCAUUCUCGACUUCUUUCCAGAAUCUUUUGAAGAAGCAAGGAAGAAAGGGACCUGUCUUGGGGUAUCCCUUUGCUGUUGCUGGUGUAAAUAUUACUUUCAUGAUUAUGCAAAUGCUAGAACUUGAUGCCACCAAACCCAGGACUUUCAUAAGAACAAUUUUUCUACAAAUGCUUUCAGAAAAUGAAUGGGCAUUUGACUUGCUAUAUUGUGUGGCAUUUAUGGUUAUGAACAAAAAGUGGUUAGAGACAAACGCUACUUACAUGCAAUUUAAUGAUGUCUUAAAAUCAACUCGAGUUCAGCUAGAGAAAGAGUUGAUGAUUGACGAUGUUAUACGAAUUGAAGACAUGCCAUCUUACAAUCUUCUUUGUUGACAAGUAGCUUAAGCUGAGCAUUAAUUAUACACUAGUAUAGCAUAUUAUAUGUUAUUUAUCCCCAUCAUUCUUUGCAUAUUAUAUCUAUUUAUCUAAGACUAAAUUAACACGAGCUACUUUAGAAAUGUUAAAGAAAAUUCUCACUUUGACGGGCAAGUGUGUAAAUAUGCAUUGCCUCCACUAGGUUUUCAAAUCACAAGUGUUGAUUAAUUAGUGAUAGGGAGAGCUAACCUAGGUGAUAUGGGUCAACUAGUUCAACAAAUUGUUACACGAGUUUAUUGUCCAGCAAUAAUGUGGCAAUUCUAUAAUCCAAAUUAGAUGUUUUUUAUUUUUUCUGUUUAUUCUAUAAUCCAAAUUAGAUGUUUUUUA